Jatropha curcas is the source of this 609-nucleotide messenger RNA. The record is from RefSeq and is a predicted model, not a curated record. NCBI's taxonomy places the organism in Eukaryota, Viridiplantae, Streptophyta, Magnoliopsida, Malpighiales, Euphorbiaceae.
AUGACACGGCCGAACAUUUCCUUUGUAGUUGGAGUAGUCAACCGAUUUAUGCAGAAGCCUAAGAAACCUCACUUAGAAGCAGUUCGAAGAAUAUUGAGAUAUGUCAAAAGUACAAUCGAUUAUGGGAUCUUUUACAAGAGAGGUGAAAUUAUCAAGUUGGAAGGUUAUUGCGAUGCUGAUUAUGCAGGAGAUCACGACACUCGGCGCUUGACAACAGGCUAUCCAUUUAGUCUUGGUUCAAGAGUAAUCUCUUGGUGCAGCAAGAGACAACCUACAGUGUCACUUUCCACAACAGAAGCUGAGUAUCGGGCAGCAGCAAUAGCAGCUCAGGAAAGUGUUUGGUUGUCACAGCUUAUGAACGACCUGCAUCAACCCAUCGACUAUCCAAUUCCAUUAAAUUGUGAUAAUCGUUCGACUAUACAAAUGGCUGAGAAUCCGGUGUUUCAUGCGAGAACAAAACACGUGGAGGUUCACUAUCACUUUAUCAGAGGAGUUCACUAUCACUAUCAGAGAGAAGGUUCUACAAAGAGAGAUUUAAAUGGAAAUUAUUCAAGACGGAGGAUUCACCAGCCGAAUUUUACAAAGAGUUCAAACACAAAUAAAAUAUAA